Molecule: messenger RNA, 1944 nt
Organism: Colletotrichum spaethianum
Lineage: Eukaryota; Fungi; Ascomycota; Sordariomycetes; Glomerellales; Glomerellaceae
Product: putative elongation of fatty acids protein 1
Exons: 4
Coding region: 1-1944 (647 amino acids)
Biological process (GO): electron transport chain
Cellular component (GO): mitochondrial inner membrane
Molecular function (GO): iron-sulfur cluster binding; electron-transferring-flavoprotein dehydrogenase activity
Source: RefSeq, a predicted model, not a curated record
AUGAGCACCUCAGCUUCACCCCUCGCGAGGAACUUGCAACGCAGCACGCGCAACCUCUCGAGAUGUCGGUUUCGCCCUACAAGGCCCACGCAGGCCGGCCUCGCCACUACCUCCAGAACCGGCGCCGCAACCACUUCUAGAGCUGCCGCAAGCAGGUUACCUUCGACACGGGGCUCACCCGCCGUCACAGUCUUCAGGCCGUUGGGUGCGCGCGCAUUCACGACGACCCGGACACGGCGUAGCGACGACGACGAGAACUUCGACCCGGCGACUAUUGAGCGCGAAUCGGACGAGGUCGAUGUUGUCAUUGUAGGCGGCGGCCCCGCCGGACUCAGCGCCGCGAUCCGGCUAAAGCAGCUCGCCAACGAGGCCGGCAACGAAGACUUCCGCGUCCUCCUCCUCGAAAAGGCUGGCGAGAUGGGCGCCCACAUCCUCUCGGGCGCGGUCAUCCAGCCCACCGCCAUUAACGAGCUCAUCCCGGACUGGCUGUCCGAGGACAACCCGGACCGCUUCGACCGGCGGCGACCGCAUGCGCUUCCUCACCAAGACGUCGUCGAUCCCGCUCCCGACCCCCCGCAGAUGCACAAUGAUGGCAACUACAUUGUCUCGCUGAACCAGUUCACAAAGUGGCUUGGCGACCGCGCCGAGGAGCUCGGCGUCGAGGUGUACCCGGGCUUCGCCGCCUCCGAGGUGCUCUACAACGAGGUCGACGGCAGCGUCAAGGGUGUGGCGACCAACGACCUCGGCGUCGGCCGCGACGGCAAGCCCAAGGAAACGUUUGAGCGCGGCAUGGCGUUCCAUGCGCGCUGCACGCUCUUCGCUGAGGGAUGCCACGGCAGCUUAAGCAAGCAGGUCAUCAAGAAGUUCGACCUGCGCCGCGACAGCCAGCACCAGACGUACGCGCUCGGCAUCAAGGAGGUGUGGGAGGUGCAGCCCGAAAAGUUCCAAAAGGGCUCCAUCACGCACUCCAUGGGCUACCCGCUCUCCAAGGACCUCUACGGCGGCGGCUGGAUGUACCACUUUGGCGACAACCUCGUCAGCAUUGGCUUGGUCGUCGCCCUCGACUACGAGAACCCCUGGGUCUCGCCCUACGGCGAGUUCCAGAAGAUGAAGCACCACCCCAUGUACAAGGAGGUCCUCGAGGGCGGCAAGUGCCUGACGUACGGCGCGCGCGCCCUCAUCGAGGGAGGCUUCCAGUCGAUCCCCAAGUGCGCGUUCCCCGGCGGCGCGCUCAUUGGCGACUCGGCCGGCUUCGUCAACCUGCCCAAGAUCAAGGGCACGCACAACGCCAUGAAGUCGGGCAUGCUCGCCGCCGAGGCCGCCUUCACGGCGCUGUCGUCCGAGGCCGCCGGCGAAGGCGAGGGCCAGGGCACGGUGUUCCUGUACGACUACGAAGACAAGCUCCGCGAGUCGCCCAUCUGGAAGGAGCUCAAGGAGGUGCGCAACUUCCGCCCCUCGUUCCAUACGCCGCUGGGCCUGUACGGCGGCAUCGCCUACUCCGGGCUCGAGGCGUACGUCCUCAAGGGCCGCGUCCCCUGGACGCUGAAGCACAAGACGCCGGACCACGCGGCCACGAAGCCCGCCGACCAGUACCCCAAGAUCGAGUACGAGAAGCCCGACGGCAAGAUCUCGUUCGACAUCCUCACGAGCGUCAGCCGCACCGGCACGAACCACGAGGAGGACCAGCCGGUGCACCUGCAGGUCAAGGACUGGGAGAAGCACGCGGCCGAGACGUGGCCCAAGUUCAAGGGUCUCGAGAACCGCUUCUGCCCGGCGGGCGUGUACGAGUACGUCGAAGACGACACCAAGGACCUCGGUGUGCGGUUCCAGAUCAACGCGCAAAACUGCAUCCACUGCAAGACGUGCGACAUCAAGGCGCCGCACCAGGACAUCAACUGGCAGGUGCCCCAGGGCGGCGAGGGUCCCAAGUACUACAUGUCAUGA